Molecule: messenger RNA, 2194 nt
Organism: Patiria miniata (bat star)
Lineage: Eukaryota; Metazoa; Echinodermata; Asteroidea; Valvatida; Asterinidae
Exons: 4
Coding region: 721-1911 (396 amino acids)
Source: RefSeq, a predicted model, not a curated record
GAAUGAUUUAAUUUUUAUUGUUAUUGUGCUGUCAAGAUUCGUGAGAUUUAUUUAACCCAGUGCGCGUUAUUGACUGCUUUGUCUGUUAAAUCUUUCGGCUGGUCUCACUUACGAACCGGGUACUGCAAGGAGCAACAAAUGUUCGUCCUCUCGUGAAAGAAAAGUUUCCUUGUUCAAGUAUUGAUUUUUGGCUUAGAAGCCCGAGCAAACACGGAUCUAUUUACGGAACUCAAUAAACACGGUUGAUUGAGUUCCGUGGGCCUAGGCCUAAUCGAUUUUUUUACGGUAGUGAAACUGACUGUUUGCCUAAGUGCACUCGUGCAAGCUUUUUAGGGUCAGUCUUGGUGAUGUUACUGAUGUAUUCUUUAAUAUGGGCACAUUCAAAACGCAAUUUAUGUUGCUGCCUUUAUUUAAUCGAGAAUCCAUCAAGAAAAACCAUCAUCGUGCGAUUGAAGGGUCCCUCCCGAGCCGUCCAUCAUCGAUCAGGCCGCCGGCUGAGCCGUUGCGGGCCGGGGCGUUCUGACGUCAAUUGCGAGAAGUGAUUAAGCUAUGCUAGUGUUAGAAAUGACGUUCAAACGGAUUGGAUUAUUCGACUUGCAAAGAGCCUGCUGCUCAUCAGUGCACGUCUGACUUAUGUAAGGGGUUGAUAACAAAUAACAACCCUGUGCUUGUUGUCAACCUUGUGUUUGUUCGGACCCAGAUGCGGUAUUUUACGGGAACAUGGGCAGCGGAGCCAGCACAGAUUCUAGCGAGGAGCCCUCGACUCAGAUCACGGGCGCCGAUGCUUGCGGGAGCUCGCCGGGCCCUCGUGGUUCGAUCACCCGGCACCGCAGUUCAUCCCAAGCCGCCGAUCCACACCAAAACAAACCCGUAAAGCGAUCAACCGAUCACAUCGACGCAACCGCGAUGACAGAGGAGGAAAAGAUGAAAAAGAAAACUCAUAAAUUGUUUUCAGAGACGAGUGCCAGCGAGGACGAGUUAAUCCCGAGCGCAAAGUCGAGUUUGGAGUCCGACGACGCCGCUUUUUACAAGUUUUGCGGGGAGAUCGACCACGUGAUGGAGGGGCACAGCUCCGUGGUGGAUGCCUCGCAGAGGAGAAAAAAAUCCUCGGUGUGCUCCUCAGUUGUGCCCGGUGCAGGUACGGAGCGCACAUCGAGUGGGCCCGUGCAGCCAACUUUUCAUCUGGAACAGCUUCACCAACACGACACAUUUCCAACUCUACAGAAACAACAGGACCCACAAUUCCAUCACCAACAUUUAACACACAUGGAGCGCCAACAUCAAAAAGCACAACAUCGCUGUGACCAGCAGCUGCCCACCACCAGACCUGCCCCCCGCAUCCCUCCACCCCUUGCUGCCAAAAGUCUGGAAAACCCGUUAUCCAUCUGGAAGAGGCCCGAAGAUUUAGCCCACCAGGAACAAGCACUCAGGGACCGGUACCAGGACACUUGGGUUCCUCCCCAUCGUACCGAGGCCGAGUCCGCAGCUCAUUCCUCCGCAACCGGUCUAUCACGGGGAGCAUCUCGAGAUGAAGGGUCGAUGAUGCGGAUGAGGCAAAAUUUAGAUCACCAGCCAUUUCAGGAGGAAAGAAAAGAGAUGAAAUGGGAAGAACCCGCAUUGCAAGAAAAGGAAGGCUUUGACAUUUCCAAAUUUAAAGCAGCUAAUAAAAAGAAAAAUGGCCACAAAGUGGACAAGUUGCUGCCAGCAACCUACAAAGGCUACAAUGCCAGCCUGUCUCGCCAGGGUACCUUGCCCUCCCUGCACAGGGGUAGUAUCUCCUCCACUGCAUCCAGCUCUGGUACACCAGCUAGCGACAAACACGGAUCUUCCCCAUUUGACGACAGCAAAGACUUGAAAUACAACCCUUCAGAAGAAGCCCUUCUAGAUUUCAUCGAAAAGGAAUUCUCCUGAUUUAUGCUUAGCCAAUUUUUUUUUAAAGCCUGCCGAAUACUUGCGUUAACAGCACCAGAGUUUUUUUGUUGUUGUAACAAAUUUGUUAUUCUGCUCUUUACACUCAAAACUUAAGCAGGGGGUGAUAGUAAAAACUAGGAAGCAAUUUCAAAACCACCAAAAAAACUCAAACAAUUGCUUACAAAAUCUAGGCCAAGUCAUAUUCCACAUGACUAGUUCUCAGCCAUUUUGCUUACUGUGAAUGUUUGGUAAGUGCUUAUUUUCCCCUAAGAAGCACAAAGGA